Xiphias gladius (swordfish) is the source of this 1950-nucleotide messenger RNA. It is a transcript of the gene zgpat, whose product is annotated as zinc finger, CCCH-type with G patch domain. The record is from RefSeq and is a predicted model, not a curated record. The transcript is spliced from 6 exons. Gene Ontology annotation, molecular function: DNA-binding transcription factor activity, RNA polymerase II-specific; metal ion binding; RNA polymerase II cis-regulatory region sequence-specific DNA binding. Bases 1 to 1578 code for a protein of 525 amino acids. Gene Ontology annotation, cellular component: nucleus. Lineage: Eukaryota; Metazoa; Chordata; Actinopteri; Istiophoriformes; Xiphiidae. Gene Ontology annotation, biological process: negative regulation of DNA-templated transcription; regulation of transcription by RNA polymerase II.
AUGGAUGAAGAAACACUUGAGGCAGCCAUUGCUACCUAUGGUGCCCAGUUGCAGCAGGUAGAGACAGCCCUGUCGGCUGGCCUGGACCCGUCCCAGCAGUCAGACCUGCUCAAACUAAAAGAGGACCUUAGUCAGCUGAUAGAGCUCACUGAGGCCAGCCUGGUGUCUGUCAAAAAGAGUCGGCUUCUGGCCAGCCUCGAGGACAGCAAUGGCCUGCAGGCAUAUACCUCAGAGGCAGCAGCUGACACAAGCCGCGCAGGCGACAGUGUGGACACUGAGUUUGCUGCUUUUUACUCUGAGGUGGGGGAGUCUUCAGGUAGUGGCUGUGAUACUAGACAGAUGGACGGGGAGGGGGGUGGUGGGGUAGAAGAUGAAGAAGCGGAGGAGGAGGAAGAAGAAGACGCACUCAGUGGUACAAAAGUAAGAGCUCCCUUCCGGACAAGAUGGGGAACACUGGAGUAUCACAAUGCCAUGGUGGUGGGGGCGGAACCGCCAGAUGGAGAAGAGGCACAAGUAAGAGUGCUCUAUGUCUACCCCACCCAGAAAUCUAUGAAACCUUGUCCGUUCUACCUAGAAGACAAAUGUCGCUUCCAGGAUAAUUGCAGAUUUUCUCAUGGUGAAGUGGUGUAUGUGUCGGAGCUCAGAGAGUUUGUGGAGUGUGACCUCAGUAAUCUUGAGGAAGGCUCAUCCUGCUUGGCUCGACACGAGGACGGCAUCUGGUACCCAGCAAAAAUCAAAGAAAUAGACAGUGGUUUCUACACUGUGAAGUUUGACUCACUGCUGCUGAAAGACGCCGUGUUCGAGGCUGACUGUGUUAUCCCGCCUUUGAGAGAAGAUGACCCACUCUCCUCUGACUCUGACCUGGAUGACACUGGAGAUGGAGAUCAGGUGGCUUAUGCAAAAGUAAUGGACCCUGCUGUAGAAUCCACAGUUACUUUAAAUACUGCUAAUUUUGGUGGCUGGGAGGCACAUACCAGAGGCAUUGGAUCCAAGCUUAUGCUCAAAAUGGGCUAUGAAUAUGGGAAAGGUUUAGGAAAGAUGCAGGAGGGUCGAGUAGAGCCAGUCAUGGCAGUGGUCCUACCCAAAGGUACGUCUCUGGACCAAUGUGCCAAGUUCACCCAGAAACGCACCCAGAGCAAGACAGCAAAAGAUGGCACGCUAACGGGCCGCCCGAAGAGACGCAGAAAGCCUCGGGUUGCCACAGGAGGGCGCCACACCGUCUUUGACUUUCUCAACCAAAGGCUAGGAAGCAAGAGUACCCAUCCUGCUGAGGAGGGUGCUCCUGCGCCGUCAGCAGCGACUGGCGUGGAGGCUUACAGGGGAGGGGAAAGCACCAAGAGGAAUCUGAAUGUGAAGCUGUUCCAGGCCACUGAGAGGGUGUCCCAGACAGAGAGGGAGAUCCAGAAACUGACUGAGUUACUCAGCAGGCAAACAGGCAGGGGCGCAUCCAGAGUGAAGCAGUUGGAGGAGAAGCUGUCAGCGGCUCGCCGGCUGCUGGCCCAGCAGAAAGCCCAGGAGCUGUCCAUCCAGAGAGAGCACAAGAAGGCUGACACACACAAGAAGAUGACUGAGUUCUAAGCUCUGUUCUCUCAAAGACUUGGAGGACGAAGGGAAACACUGCUUGCCUGAAAUGAACUUUUGUCCCCCACGUGCUGUCAGUUAUUUGCUACACUGUAUUUUAAGGCAUUUUUUUUUAGCAUUAUUUUCAGACCACAUUAUGGAUUUGAGCUGGUAGUGGAGCCCACUUCAUGCAGAAUGGAUCAUGUGCUGAAGAUCAUUUCUGUUUCACAUAUAUUUUUCAAUGACUGGGCAGUUGUUCUGUUCAGGUUUAAACUGUACAAUUCACAAUUUUAAUGAUUUGUAAUGACCAUUUUGUCCGAGUGUAUAUUCAGCACUAAAAACCAUGUGUUUGGAGAAGCUAGUGUGCAUUUUCCUCUUUUUAACCAUACA